AUGAGUCGCCCGGCACCGCGGGGUCAAUUGCCUCGACGCUCACCCACUCCACAUCCAGGCCCGGCGUCCGGUGCCGGCCUCGGCUCCGACGCACGCGCCGGCCCCUUGGCCCUGCGUGGGCAACGCCCGCCAUCACCCCCCGGAUAUGAGAGGCGCAGUGUGAUGCAGACUUGGAGGCGUGUCACUUUUGGACCCGGCGACGCAUACGAGGAAGAGGAGAUGGUUCGCACCAAGCACUACUACACUCCCAGCCACCCAGACCCUCGCGAGCGCAGCAGGGGCAGAAACCAGCGUCUCGACGACGACGACGACGACGGCGUACACGACAAAGACCCGUUUCUCAUGUCCGGCGCCAAUGGCCCCGGCGCCGGCGGGGACAACCGGCCCCCCUCGCGAGGACGCAAGGGCACGGCAGCGCCACUUCACAGGGAGGAGCAGGAGGCCAAGACUCCCGAGAGGGGCCGCUCCGAAGAGCGUGGGCGACGGCGCAACACGGAGCGUGCGCACGAGUCUGACGACGGCGAGUGGUACCACGACACGAUGCGCUUCCGCAGGGACGGGACCGUGGCCCAUCGCGACGAAAUGGUCUACGUGUUGGGUACGGUAUUGGAGAGAAAGAGGUGA
Hirsutella rhossiliensis is the source of this 624-nucleotide messenger RNA. RefSeq lists its product as uncharacterized. The transcript has a single exon. Bases 1 to 624 code for a protein of 207 amino acids. Lineage: Eukaryota; Fungi; Ascomycota; Sordariomycetes; Hypocreales; Ophiocordycipitaceae. The record is from RefSeq and is a predicted model, not a curated record.